AUGACGUCCGCGUCGUUCACACCCGCCGCAGGCCCGCCACCGUUACAUCCGGUCCGGAGGCAAUCGCCUCCUGCUGUAACCUCGGCAAAUUUUGGGACUCCUACUCCGCCGCCUUCUCCGCCGAUGACGACCGGCACGGCGGCGUUUCGCCGUGACACUGUGCAGAAGCCGUGCGCAUGCGUGCCCGGAGUCGAGGAGAAAGAAUUGAAAACCAACUGCCGUGUGUCCAUAACGGAGGAGAGUUUGAGGUCCAUCGUCCUCAAGCCUGUAGCCCGGCGAACUUGA
Messenger RNA from Macrosiphum euphorbiae (potato aphid), 285 nucleotides. NCBI's taxonomy places the organism in Eukaryota, Metazoa, Arthropoda, Insecta, Hemiptera, Aphididae. The record is from the annotation of a GenBank genome assembly.